AUGCAGUGGCAGCAGUCCUGUAGCCGCUACACCAGCAUGUGGUUCGCUUCCUACGUCGCGGUCAUCUACACUCUGGGUCGCCUGGCCAUCGAUGAUAUCCCGACCGGUGCUGCACGGAGGGACGUAGACAACUUCUUCAGCCCUCAGGAUUGCGUGGAGUUUAUGAGGUUUACGCAAGACCAGUGGCAGCAGUCCUGUAGCCGCUACACCAGCAUGUGGUUCGCUUCCUACGUCGCGGUCAUCUACACUCUGGGUCGCCUGGCCAUCGAUGAUAUCCCGACCGGUGCUGCACGGAGGGACGUAGACAACUUCUUCAGCCCUCAGGAUUGCGUGGAGUUUAUGAGGUUUACGCGAGACCAGAUCGUACUCAUGCUGGAACUGCUCAUGGUGCCUGCCAUCAUUCGGACAGA
Ectocarpus sp. CCAP 1310/34 is the source of this 410-nucleotide messenger RNA. Lineage: Eukaryota; Phaeophyceae; Ectocarpales; Ectocarpaceae. The record is from the annotation of a GenBank genome assembly.